AACUGUAGUCGUGUAUUCACUGUUCGUACGACGGUUGACAUUUAUUGUUUCUAAGAAAAAUAUUACAAAACAGUGAUUAAGAAAACGAGUGAUUCAUGGAAUUCACGGUGUCGAAUAAGAUAAAUUUUACCGCAUCAUUCGAUAGAAAAUCAACGAAUUAAACGAUGAAGAGUCGUGUUAAGAGCAACAUGAAGAAACCCAUCUCUUUGAAUAUAGAAUCAUUUUACGACGAGACGGUGCUCUCGUGGAGUAAACGUCUCCUCGGCUUAUCUGGUCUGUGGCCGGAAAAUCAUAACGAUGUACAAUUUUUCUUCUACAUUACUUACGUGGUGAUCUUCACUUGGCUGGAGAUUGUCACGUUGCUGCAGAACAUCGACGACCUUGAGAGGUCGUUGAAAAAUAUCACGCUAUCGUUCCCGACCAUCUUGAUAGUGCUGAAGGCCGUGAUGUUUCGGAUGAACAUGCAUCUCGUCUUACCUUUGCUGGCGCUCGUGAAAAGGGACGUGGAGCAAGGAUUGUAUCAGACGCAGGAGGAACGAAGGACGGUCGUAUGGUACAGCGUGGCCGCCACCUUAUUUUCCACCUCGUCGGCCCUGUCUUUGUUCUUCGUCCCCACGUUGUUUUACACGAAGCCAGUCGUCGGCUGCUUUUUCUCGCAGUUCAUCAAUUGCACCCUUCCCUACGAGUUACCCAUGAAAGUGCAUAACGUUUACGAAGUGACGGAAAUGCGGACGUACGCUCUCUUCUGUGUUUACCUGAUACCAGUCAGUAUGAUGUUAACAAUCGGCGCAACCGGUGCGGACAGUCUUCUGGUGACGUUAACGUUUCACAUUUGUAGUCAGCUUUCGAUCCUGACUCAUCGAAUUAAAAACGUCGAACUUGAACCGCAAAUAUACUUUCCGAAGAUGAGAAUACUCGUCGAACGACAUAUCGAACUUUUAAAAUUGGCGAAUAUCUUAGCUGAGACAUUCAGUUCCCUGAUGUUUGUACAAACAUUAGGACUAAUAUUUUCUUUAUGCAUUGUGGUGUAUCAGUUAUUGAUGACAAGCGAAUCUGGCGAAGAUAUGAAUACUAUACAUUUCAUAAUUUAUUCCUGUGCUGUUGUGUUAUUAGCAUUUUGCUAUUGUUUUCUGGGAGAAUGUCUAAUUAACGAGAGCAGUGAAAUGCAAUUAGCUUGUUAUUUCACUAAUUGGUACGAGUUGCCAGAUAAGUACGUGCGAUCUUUGAUAUUCUGCAUUGCUCGAUCACAGAAACCAUUGUGUUUGACUGCGGGCAAGUUCUACGUAUUUUCCCUAGAAACCUUCGGCAUUAUAAUAAAAGCAUCGAUGGCAUAUCUUUCUGUCAUGAAAAGCAUUGUUUAAAUAACUCCAAUAGUGAACUUGUUAAAUAUUUAUUAAGGGGAAUAAUUGUUAUCCAUUAUAGUGUUACUUUGAGGUAGUUAAAAUUAUUAAAAAAAUGUCAAUAAUAUUUGAUUACGCGUUUCGUGUUAAGAAGGAGGCUUUAGGGAGGGA
Osmia lignaria (orchard mason bee) is the source of this 1511-nucleotide messenger RNA. Its product is annotated as odorant receptor 82a. NCBI's taxonomy places the organism in Eukaryota, Metazoa, Arthropoda, Insecta, Hymenoptera, Megachilidae. The record is from RefSeq and is a predicted model, not a curated record. Gene Ontology annotation, biological process: sensory perception of smell; detection of chemical stimulus involved in sensory perception of smell. Gene Ontology annotation, molecular function: olfactory receptor activity; odorant binding. Gene Ontology annotation, cellular component: plasma membrane.